This is a messenger RNA of Phragmites australis (common reed), 1449 nucleotides long. RefSeq names its product probable cinnamyl alcohol dehydrogenase. Gene Ontology annotation, biological process: lignin biosynthetic process. Gene Ontology annotation, molecular function: cinnamyl-alcohol dehydrogenase activity; zinc ion binding. Bases 162 to 1265 code for a protein of 367 amino acids. The record is from RefSeq and is a predicted model, not a curated record. NCBI's taxonomy places the organism in Eukaryota, Viridiplantae, Streptophyta, Magnoliopsida, Poales, Poaceae. The transcript is spliced from 4 exons.
CGCUGCUCCCCUCUCCUUCAAAGAUGCUCCUAGAGAAAGGGCGCAGCGCACCACUUCCUCUUUGUGAUUCGUGAAGGCACCUCUCCUCCUCCUCCUCCUUCCCCAAAUCUAUUCCUGGUCUCCAUCGCCGCACUCCCCCUCCUCGCGAUCCCUGCUAGAGAAUGGGCAGCCUGGCUUCGGAGAAGACGGUGGUCGGGUGGGCCGCCAGGGACGCCACCGGCCACCUCUCCCCCUACACCUACACCGUCAGGAAGACUGGCCCUGAAGAUGUGGUUGUGAAGGUGCUGUAUUGUGGGAUCUGCCACACUGACAUCCACCAGGCCAAGAAUCAUCUUGGUGCUUCAAAGUACCCCAUGGUCCCUGGCCACGAGGUGGUCGGUGAGGUGGUGGAGGUCGGGCCGGAGGUGACCAAGCACCGCAUCGGCGAUGUCGUCGGCGUAGGGGUGAUCAUCGGGUGCUGCCGUGAGUGCCGCCCCUGCAAGGCCAAUAUCGAGCAGUACUGCAACAAGAGGAUCUGGUCGUACAACGACGUCUACACCGACGGCCGGCCAACGCAGGGAGGGUUCGCCUCCACCAUGGUCGUCGACCAGAAGUUCGUGGUGAAGAUCCCCGCGGGUCUGGCGCCGGAGCAGGCGGCGCCGCUGCUGUGCGCCGGCUUGACGGUGUACAGCCCGCUGAAACACUUCGGGCUGACGGCCCCGGGCCUCCGCGGCGGCAUCCUGGGGCUCGGCGGUGUGGGCCACAUGGGCGUGAAGGUGGCCAAGGCGAUGGGCCACCACGUGACGGUGAUCAGCUCGUCGUUCAAGAAGCGCGCCGAGGCGAUGGACCACCUGGGCGCGGACGCGUACCUGGUGAGCUCCGACGGCGACGCGAUGGCCGCCGCGGCCGACUCGCUGGACUACAUCAUCGACACGGUGCCCGUGCAUCACCCGCUGGAGCCAUACCUGGCGCUGCUGAAGCUGGACGGCAAGCACGUGCUGCUGGGCGUCAUCGGCGAGCCGCUGAGCUUCGUGUCCCCAAUGGUGAUGUUGGGCAGGAAGGCCAUCACAGGGAGCUUCAUCGGGAGCAUGGAUGAGACCGCCGAGGUGCUGCAGUUCUGCGUCGACAAGGGGCUCACCUGCAAGAUCGAGGUGGUGAAGAUGGGGCAAGUGAACGAGGCGCUGGAACGGCUGGAGCGGAACGACGUGAGGUACCGCUUCGUCGUCGACGUCGCCGGUAGCAACAUCGAGGAGGAGGCGGAGCCGGCGAGCAACGGCGCUGAGUGAGACCUGUACACGUUUGAUGUUCGUUCCUGUCGAGGGGGUGUGCGCGCUCGGCGCUUCUGCGUUCUUCAGUUCUGCGUUUUGGGCUUGCGUAGAGUGAGAGGAUGCUUGAUGUAAUCUCGGAUCUAAUAUCGAUGUAUUAUACUUGGAAUAUACCGACCAAUAAUCUGAGUACGUGUAGCAUUGA